Molecule: messenger RNA, 1292 nt
Organism: Stereum hirsutum FP-91666 SS1
Lineage: Eukaryota; Fungi; Basidiomycota; Agaricomycetes; Russulales; Stereaceae
Exons: 3
Biological process (GO): proteolysis
Molecular function (GO): aspartic-type endopeptidase activity
Source: RefSeq, a predicted model, not a curated record
AAUGGGCUUGAGCACUGCCUCGGACUCAGGUGUUUUUGCGGAGGUAUUCUUCAACAUCUCCAAGGGAUCCUUUGGCGGCAAACCCUUCCUGCAGAAUGUCUUUGCACAGGACCCCUCGUCGCCUGACUUCCUGUCUAUUUUACUCGGUCGAACGGACGAUCUCGAGGAUAUAGCCAACGGUAUCUUUUCCAUCAGUGAAUACAUCGAGUCAUACGAGAACAUCGCCUACGCCCCUCAUGUGCCGCACUUCCAAAAUCCUGAUGAGGGUGACUUGAUCCAACAGUGGACUGCCCUCAUCGACGACUUCAAGGUCAACGGGGUACCCCAGAACCUAAGCUCCAACAUCCAGAGUGUACCGUCAGGCAAGGCCUUGGCACUAUUCGACACUGGUUCCACCGCCGUUUCGUUACCCGAUCCAGCCUUAUGUGAGGCCAUCUACGGCCAAGCACCAGGCGCUGUCUUUGACGAUGUGGACUCGCUGUGGCUCGUUCCAUGCACAGCUGAGCUCCCCAACGUGACUGUUACAAUCGGUGGGGUUGACUAUCCUGUGCAUCCUUUGGACUUGACCAGGAUCGUUGAAAGGACGAUCGACGAUGUCGACGGUGUCCUUUGUGAGGGGUUAUAUGUGCCGAAUGACUUCGAUCCUAAAGGAUUCCCAUACGACAUCUUUCUCGGAGAUGCCUUCUUGAGGAACGUUUACUCUGUGUUUAAUUUUGGUACUUAUGGCGGGGAUGGGAAUCUCACCACAGAGAAUGCGAGCCUCCAAUUCUUGUCACUCACAGACCCGGAUACCGCUUUCUCCGACUUCCACAAGUCUCGCCCAAAAACCCUCCAGUCGUACCCGCCCGAGUUUCCCCCAGACCAGUACAAGAAUGCCUUCUCCUCGUCCUCUGAUGACAACGACGAUGACGACUCGGCAGACGCUGUCGCAGGUGCCUCGUCUGUAUCGUCGUCGUCAGCAGACGCAGAGACUUCAUCUAAUAGCCUCAACACCUACGGCCCCGUCAUCAUCGGCCUGCUCGGUGGAAACGUCCUCGUCGGCAUCGUCCUCUGUGCUAUCGCACUCUCGGUUUGCAUCAGGAAAGGCGGGAAGUCGCGAAGCGUGAGACAGGAUUACACGCCCGUGGCGUUCAAGGGGGCAGGCCCACGGGCGGAAGAUGAGGUGAUUGCGGCGAGGUAUGGAGAUUGAGGUGAAACGGUGGUCUCGAGUAGUGUGCAAUGAUGACGGACAUGACUUUUACUCUUGGACGAUUAUUCUUGUUGGGGUCGUAUUUAUAUGUUUUACCUUCUGG